This is a messenger RNA of Acanthoscelides obtectus, 420 nucleotides long. The record is from the annotation of a GenBank genome assembly. NCBI's taxonomy places the organism in Eukaryota, Metazoa, Arthropoda, Insecta, Coleoptera, Chrysomelidae.
AUGAUAGCUUUUAGAGGAAAGAAAUUAGUUGCACUGGCCCUUACAGAUAAUGGGGAGUCCUCAGAAGUACAUGAUGCACGAAGGGAGAUCUAUGAUGAAAUGUCGCAACCACCAACCUCAUCUACAAUGGAGCAUUGUGAGAUCUCGCUACACCCCUGGCCAUCAUCUCAAUCUGCAGCCGGCUUUCAGCAAUCAGUCUCAUCUGCAGUUAACCAGGAUGGGAUUCUCCAACAUCCUCAGCCAUCAACUUCAUCUACAUUGACGCACAUUCCACAAAAUGAUCCUUUGUCUUCUGUCGCAUCACGUCAUGCAUAUUAUUCAUCAUCGUCAGAAUCAGAGCCUUUCCAGGAUUCAGGAGAAUCCUACGUCCCUUCCGAAGACGAGCAAGAUAGUCUAUCAGAGGAUGAACAAUCUACUUGA